Molecule: messenger RNA, 486 nt
Organism: Ilyonectria robusta
Lineage: Eukaryota; Fungi; Ascomycota; Sordariomycetes; Hypocreales; Nectriaceae
Exons: 1
Coding region: 168-446 (92 amino acids)
Source: RefSeq, a predicted model, not a curated record
CGACGUGGUACUGUGGUAUGCAUUGUGGACACUGCCAGUCUCGGCACCUACGUACGUAGUCGGUUCUGCACUGCUGAAACAUUGAUGAUUCGUGUAAGCGUCAUGUUUGAAUCGUGCCAGAAAUGGCCAUGGUAUCUUGUUGGCUACUUAUAGACUUGUAAUUGCACAUGGCGUUUUGUGGCUUGCCUAUUGCCAUCGUGGCCGUAGGCUUGUGUUUAAGCUGUCCAGUCGAGGCCAGCAUCAAAGCCUGGCGUCGGACUCGGCGUCAAGCCCUGUUCCUGUCAAGCAUUUCGCCCCUGGCCCUGCCGCCGCCCAUCCUGCAUCCUGCCCUGCCAGGCUCUAAGUUAGUUCCUAGUCGGCGCCUUGGCCAUUUUGAGCUCUCCCGUGUUUGUGAGCGAGGAUCCCCGAUCCACUCUCAGCUGUCGCCUGCCGCCUGUCUAACAUGACAGGUUCACCAGUCUGUUGGAGUCGCCGUUUCUUCCCAUC